Bolinopsis microptera is the source of this 1494-nucleotide messenger RNA. RefSeq names its product zinc transporter ZIP11-like. Gene Ontology annotation, cellular component: membrane. Gene Ontology annotation, biological process: zinc ion transmembrane transport. The transcript has 9 exons. Lineage: Eukaryota; Metazoa; Ctenophora; Tentaculata; Lobata; Bolinopsidae. The record is from RefSeq and is a predicted model, not a curated record. The coding region runs from base 35 to 976 and encodes 313 amino acids. Gene Ontology annotation, molecular function: zinc ion transmembrane transporter activity.
UUCAACACUACUAUAUAACAAAUAAUUUGAGUCGAUGCAUGGUUUACUAAAUGCGAUAUACGGUACACUCUUCACAUGGGGUCUAACAGCACUAGGAGCAGCCUGUGUGCUCAUAGUCCCCGGCAAAAGACGUGAUGUUCUCGACAUUAGUUUAGGGUUUUCUGGAGGUGUGAUGCUGGCUGCAUCCUACUGGUCACUCCUGUGCCCGGCCCUGGAUCUAGCUGAAAAACAAGGCUGGGGUAAAGGGAGCUGUAUACCCGUUUCUAUAGGUCUGAUUCUCGGGGCUGGUUUUGUGCUGUUAGCUGAUCUCCUGCUCCCUGAUACUGUUACACUGAUGUCAAAUAAAACAGCGGUUGAGAAGAAGUUUGACAGCGAACCAGAAGAUUCCAUCACGAUAGAAUCACGUGACAGUGACAUGGCACGUGAUAGUGAGGUCAGACAUCGCAAACCUAACCUUACUGCUAAUAGUGAUACCUCAUCAGACAAUAGUGUGAUAGACGAGAAGCUCAGAAAGGUUCAACUACGGAGACUAGUUUUACUGAUAGUAGCCAUCACAGUGCACAACUUCCCUGAGGGUCUUGCUGUAGGUGUAGGGUACGCUUCUGUUGGACGACCUGGUGUUGAUCUACAACAAGCACACAACCUUGCCAUUGGCAUUGGACUACAGAACUUUCCCGAAGGUUUAGCCGUAAGUGUUCCUCUAAAAGCAGCUGGUUUCUCAACUUUUGACAGUUUCUUUUGGGGACAAGCCAGUGGCAUGGUGGAACCCAUCGCUGGAAUCAUCGGUGUAAUUUGUGUGACACUUGUAGAACAGAUCCUAUCGAUCGCACUCUCAUUCGCUGCUGGAGCCAUGAUAUGGGUUGUGUGUAACGACAUAGUACCUGAAGCUUCAGCUUAUAAUCACACUAGACUCUGUAGUAUUGGUGUUAUCGUGGGAUUUGUGGUUAUGAUGUGCUUAGACACUGCUCUCGCAUGAUGUGAUGACGUCACGUGAUGUGAUGACGUCACGUGAUGUUAUGACGUCACGUGAUGUGAUGACGUCACGUGAUGUGAUGACGUCACGUGAUGUUAUGGAGUCGUGUGAUGUGAUGACGUAACGUGAUGUUAUGGAGUCGUGUGAUGUGAUGACGUAACGUGAUGUUAUGGAGUCGUGUGAUGUUAUGACGUCACGUGAUGUUACGUUUGGACUGACGUAUAUACGCGGGGACUAUCAUGAAGCAUGAUAACAUUUGGUAUUACGCGCAAUUGUCUUAAAAUACCUUGCUGAUGGAUUGACCAUUUAAUUUUCUUACAAUUAGUGAUUUGUCAGAUGAAUUUGCUUUAGUUUUUAAAUGUAUCUUUAUUUUUAAUUGAUUUUAUUGUUCGGGUUUUGUGCUUUUUAAAGGAAUACAUAUAUUAUGUUAACACUUAAAAUUGAUAAUUGCUGAUUAUUUACAUUCUGUGUUACGUAGAUUUCAUUUUCCAGCUUCGACUUAAAGUUAAAGCUGUGUCCAA